AUGACGGACAAGACAAACGUCGUCGAACCCACUGAGAAACCACCAGAUCCUCGGAUCGAGACUGGUAAAACCCCAGGGACUGAAACGAACACCGGCAUCAAGCGGCAGGAUUCUUCGUCUGUCGACCGCGGUCAUGACGAGGAGAAGAAGCAGGGCGAUGGUGCUCCCCCGCCACCGGGUGGUCCUCCACCUGGAAUGGCACCCGGGGACUUUCCCGAUGGCAGUUUAGAGGCCUGGAUUGUUGUCUUUGGCGCCUCUUGUGGACUCUUCAGUACAUUUGGCUUGAUAAACUGCGUUGGAAUCUUCCAGAAAUACUACGUCGAGGGACCUCUGAGUCACCUGAGCCCUUCUUCCAUCAGCUGGAUCUUGUCGGCGCAAGUCUUCUUCAUGGUCUCCGGUGGCGCAGUCUUUGGCCGCCUCUUCGACAUGUACGGCCCGCGAUGGCUGCUGCCAAUCGGCACCGUAACCUACAUCUUUGGCCUCAUGAUGGUGUCCAUCAGCUCCAAGUACUACCAUUUCUUCCUGGCCCAGUCCGUUGUGGCCUCUCUCGGCUCUAGCGCCGUCUUUAACUGCUGCAUAAACUGUCUCAUCACCUGGUUCUUCAAGCACCGCGCCGCCGCUGUUGGAAUAAUCGCUGCUGGUUCGUCAAUUGGCGGUGUCGUCAUGCCCAUCAUGAUGACCAGGCUCAUUGACCAGAUCGGCUUCCCCUGGAUGGUACGCGCCUUGGCCUUGAUGCUGCUGGGCCUACUCAUCAUUGUGUGCUUCACCGUCAGGUCACGACUGCCUCCUCGUCCUGCUCCCUUUAUCUUUAUGGAAUACCUCCACGGCUUCUGCGAGCCGGCCAUGGGAUUGACUGUUGCUGCCCUGUUCUUCUUCAUGACAGGUCUUUUCCUCCCAUUCAACUAUGUCAUCCUCCAAGCUGAAGCUGCCGGCAUGUCUCCGAACCUCGUCACUUAUACCCUGCCUAUUCUCAACGCCGCCAGUGUCUUUGGUCGUAUCAUGCCCGGAAUAAUCGGUGACAAAGUUGGCCGCUAUAAUACCAUGAUUGUCAUCUGCGCUACCUCGGCCAUCUUCUGCCUCGCUGUGUGGAUGCCCGUCAAGACAUCGGCCGGUAUCCUGGUCUUCGCCGCCAUCUUUGGCUUCUCGUCUGGUGGUUUUAUCUCUCUCGCGCCCACUCUGAUCGCGCAGAUUUCCGAAAUUCGACAGAUUGGCACUCGUGUCGGCGCUGCCUAUGCCGUCCAGGCCGUCGGCGCCCUCAUUGGCAGUCCGAUCGGAGGAGCCAUCGUCUCGGCUCAGGACGGCGACUACCUGGGGCUACAACUCUUCUGCGGGUGCUGUAUGGUGGUUGGCACUGCCAUCUUUAUCGGCGUUCGCUACGUGCAGGUUGGGUUCUCCCUAGAGAAGGUCUGA
Messenger RNA from Geosmithia morbida, 1410 nucleotides. RefSeq names its product Major Facilitator Superfamily. NCBI's taxonomy places the organism in Eukaryota, Fungi, Ascomycota, Sordariomycetes, Hypocreales, Bionectriaceae. The transcript has 4 exons. Gene Ontology annotation, cellular component: fungal-type vacuole membrane. Gene Ontology annotation, biological process: transmembrane transport. The record is from RefSeq and is a predicted model, not a curated record. Gene Ontology annotation, molecular function: transmembrane transporter activity. The coding region runs from base 1 to 1410 and encodes 469 amino acids.